GGAGCAUGGCGGGCGAGUUCUACAACUCGUGGCUGAAGAUCACCAAUUCCUACCAUCUCCCGACGCUACCGGGGUCCUAUCGGAGCUUUCUCAGGGAACAUGGCAGACAGAAGCCGGCAACCAUGGGCACAGUCUUGGUCGGAUGCGGUGCAGUGCCAUCCAGCCGCUCUGCUGCCCCGGCUGCAGCGACACCCUCGGCUUCACUGUUGUUGAUGCACCCGAGGAAAAGUCCUCUUUCCGCGGCCGCGACUUCUUCAAACUGUCCCGCAUCGAGCUGCGAUGCGACCAGGCGAACAAGACCAUUGCAGUCGAGCCACAGCUGGACGCAGCCCCGGCACCGUUGCCCGUUGAAGAUUCCGAUCAUUCGUCGCCCGUUCCAGUGAUCGUCCCACCAGCAGGAGACAUGGAGGUCGACUCGCGCCCACCACCCCCACCGUCGGGCCCACGCCACGACCAACCCUACGAUCACCACCAUCACCACCAGCCGCUGCAACAGGUGGAGGCCAAUCGCCAAUCGCUGCCUCCACCGUCACUUCGCUCUCCACCAGCGCCGCUGCCGUUGCAUGCACUUUCUCAGAAAUCCCCCAGCAAUCCUCCACUGCCCUCGCCGUCGCCAGCUGUCAAGCCGGUGCACGAACCCCAGUAUGCACAACCGCCGCUCAAGCAAGCCAACGCGGGACUGGCUAGUCGUCCCCGCGAGCUGCCUCCUAUGAUGUCGCAUUCGCAAUCACCUGGCGAGCAGCAUCGCACCAAUGGCCAGUCCUAUCCUCGAUCCCCUCAAGAGAUCCAGCUCAGUGCCAUUGAACGUCUGCAGACCCAGAUCUCCCAGAAUAGCAGUGCAUUGGUAGCCCAGUCCCGUGACAUGCGGCACUACGAAGAGGCCUUGCAGCAUCAGGAAGAGAGCUUGCGACGGGAACUCCAGACCCAGCUCCAUCACCAAAAUGUGGACAUCAGGCGCGUCGAGGAGGCCGUGGGAAGGCUGCAGCACGAGGUGCGAGGUAUCCGCGAGCUGCUAGAGGCUUUGACACGCGAAACCCACGCCACGAGAGAGAUGCAGGCUCGGGGUGUGAGCGUUGCACCUGGCCAACCUGUCAGCGCUCAGGACUCAGCCUUAGAACUCAUGGCACAGCAAGUCGCUGUCAUCUCGCAGAAGGCCAACGAAGUGGAUACCCUGAAGAUCACCAUCGAGAUCAUGAAGAACAAAAUCCAGCGGCUAGAGGAUGCCGCCGCCGCCGCCGUCCCAACUCCGCAACUGUCUGCACAUCCCUAUGCUUCGCCGCGGGAGCCAUCAGCCCAUUCGGCUCAGUCGUCUCACGGUGUUCCUUCCUACCACACGACCUCAUCAGUCGUCCCGCAUAUCAACACCCCAGUCCACCCAGCUCAUAAGCCGCAGUCUUUUCACUCUCAUGCCACUCAGUCCAUCGCAGCUACCCCAGAGGCAUCCCAGAGAACCGAGGCAGCUCAGACCCAGAGCGGUUGGGUCACAGUCAACGCGGGCACCAAACGCACCCAUCCCAAUGGCCUCGAUAGCCCACACGAUUCCGUCGGUCAACCAGUCGGCUCUCCAAAAAGACCAAAGCUAGCGCCCAUCGAGCCUCGUGUUGCAUAUCCCAGCUCUCAAGCGCACCCUCCACACGUCUAUGAUCACAUGGAUACAGACGACUCUGAUGGGAGAGCCCAGACGCACUCACACACUCUCCCGUCGCAAACACACCCUAGUGCGUCCAUUCCGGAGUCUACCCUGGCCUCACAAUAUUCCCAUACUGCUUUCGUUCCUUACGGCACACAGGAAGGUCCCUCUGAUGACAGCUGGCGGCCAGAGUCACAGCGCAUCGGCGAGGUUCGCACACGUGGUCGGGGUCGCGGUGGAGGCCCUGGCAGCCGAGGUGGACGCGGUCGGAAGAGCAUGCCAGCGCAAGUCCAUCACAUCAGCACUCCUGAAUGGGAGAGGGAUGACUGGCAGGGGGUUCCAGACUCGCAGAUCAGCCCGGAUGGAUAUUACAACCACGUGGCGCGCUCCGGCCGAGGAAUUAUUCGUCGUGGGAGCGGUGGCGGUGGCACUUCACGAGGAGAUCGGCCGUCGAGCUCAGGUGGCCGCGCCGUAAGUCUAGGUCUGCAGGGCGUGACUGCCGGCAUUGGCAUUGGAUUGCCUGCGGACCCUUACGCGCAUACGAAGAAGACGCGAACUAAGCCGAUAAGAAACGCUGACGGGGUCCUCAUCCGCAAGGAUGGCCGUCCAGAUAUGCGCUCGCAAUCCUCGGCCGCCAAUUUGCGCAAAGUUCAUGCGCGAAAGGAGGAGGAGAAGGGUCCAGGACGUGGCUUCACUCCUACGAACCCUCAGUAUGCUACGAGUGUCGGUCCAGAGACGCCGAGCCCCACGGGUCAUCUUCCCGCGGGACAAGAUAUCAUGGCGAGCGUGCAAAAAAGGCAUAGCGAUAUCAUGGGCAAGAUGUUCCCGGGUGGGCUAGACGAGGCAAGGAGGGAGCACGACUAUGCUCGUAAGGUGUUCGACGAAGACCAAGAUCACACAGCGCAUCCGCGAGCGCAACAUCAUCAUCAUCAUCAAACGGACGCGCAUGCCCGUCCGCUUGAGAUCAAGCGGGAGCAGAUCGAAGCUCGCCUGGCUGACACUCAAAGCCCGAAUAAUGUGGAAGUCGGCAUGGAUCGUCCUGAGGAUCAUGCAGACGAUGAAAGCCAGACACCAGGCAGUCAGAGCGAUAAUUCCGGCCAGGACAGCCAAUAUCAUGAUGCUUCGAACCAAGGGGAGCAGCAGGCGCUACAACGGCCCCCCGAGGCCGUUACGCAGGCUCCAAAGUCCACCGUCGAGAGCUCGCAGACACUUGCCGAAAGCUCUGCACAAGCAUCUUAGCCUUUCAAUUUUCGUUGGCAUUACCACCUCCUCGAAGCGUCUGUUGUCACGCCGAAGCAGGAUAACAAAGACCCGCUCGCGUAAUCGAUUUCCUUCAAGCGAGCAUUAGGAGUUUGGUAUUUUUGCAUAUCGAUAUUCCUAUUCUUGGGUGGAGUCCUCUCGGCGUUGGCGGUAUUCUGUAUUCCACGAUUCUGC
Trematosphaeria pertusa is the source of this 3064-nucleotide messenger RNA. RefSeq lists its product as uncharacterized. NCBI's taxonomy places the organism in Eukaryota, Fungi, Ascomycota, Dothideomycetes, Pleosporales, Trematosphaeriaceae. The transcript has 4 exons. The record is from RefSeq and is a predicted model, not a curated record. Bases 143 to 2869 code for a protein of 908 amino acids.